CUCAAAUUCAUCGGCAUCCUAAUUCCUAACCACUGUACGGAGAAGUAGAGCGAGAGGAAAAGCUAAACUGACCAAAACAAGAUGUGGGGCGAUCUUCUUCUCCAGGCUGCUCUCAUCUUCAUCUCCAUCUUCGCCUAUCUUCUUAUGCACAACAUCCCUCAGAAGCUCUUCUCUGAGCUCCGAAUUCGAAGCAGAUCGCGCACAAUCCAGGCCAGGCGCCACUUCGUCUUGGGCGCGCAGCGUCUGGAUCGGGCCAGGUCCGCCAAGGAACUGUCCCCGGCGAUGAGGAUUUCGCUGGCCAAAUCGGCCGAGGAAGAGGCCGACAAGGCCAUCGGACUCGACACCAAGGACGCCGCGCUCCACCUGCUCAAGGCGAUGGCCCUCGAGAUCCAGGGCUUCAGGACCUCGGCUCUGGAUUCGAUGGACGCGGCGCUGUCGCCGAUGGCGGCGAGAUCCCUCAGCGUCACGGAGAGGGCGGAGGCGCUGCACAAGCGGGCGGCGCUGAGGACCGCGGCGAAUCGGGACGGAGGAGUCGACUCGUCGGCGGUUGCGGACCUGGAGGAGUCGGUGCGGCUGAAGGGGGAUGACGUCAAGGCGAUUUGUCUGUUAGGAGAGUGCUACGAGAAGAAAGGGCUGAAAGAGGAGGCCAGAAAGACAUACGAAGACGCCCUGAAAAUCAAGCCCGAUUGUUCCGCUGCCGAAAAUGCCCUUUCCCGUCUGGCUUCAUAAAGCUCCUCCCUCCGGUCAUUCCCAGCCAGCCCGGCGAUGACCAUUUUCAGGUGAGAAAUUUCACCGGCGCGGAUGAAAUCCAAAUUUGCGGUAUCACAGCUCUUUGUAACAAUAAUAAUAAUGCUUCUUCUUCUACAUGUACACGUGAGAAUUUCACCUGAAACUUUCAGUUGAUUAAUAUUCCUAUUAUACGGAGAAACAUUUCGAUCUAAUACUGCUAGACUCUCCUCUCUCAGAGCAUAAAAUGGAUGCCGGCGGUCUAAUUGUGGGCCACUUUCGAUGUUACACCUUCAUCC
Molecule: messenger RNA, 1025 nt
Organism: Cuscuta campestris
Lineage: Eukaryota; Viridiplantae; Streptophyta; Magnoliopsida; Solanales; Convolvulaceae
Source: the annotation of a GenBank genome assembly